Ambispora gerdemannii is the source of this 684-nucleotide messenger RNA. The record is from the annotation of a GenBank genome assembly. NCBI's taxonomy places the organism in Eukaryota, Fungi, Glomeromycota, Glomeromycetes, Archaeosporales, Ambisporaceae.
AUGUCUCGUGCUGGGUUUCCACCUUCAACAAACUCCGCCUCUAUUCCCUUCAUGAUAACUUCCACAUCACGUCAGAAACUCUACGAACUGGAAUACACCAAAGACCAAGUAGACUCUCUUUCACCUUCUCAAGCACUCAUAAUUCUCUCACGCAACUUCAAGCCAGAAACGUAUGGCGCGUAUAUUCGUGCCACGUAUCAACCUAAAAAAACUCCGGAACUUGAUUCAGAUUUGCCUCCAGUUAUUCAGAAAACUACAUUUUCCUCAUCAUCUCAUUCCACUCCAUCGUCGUCACAAACUGACAAUAAAUCGACAUCGCCAUUAAUAAAAAAAGGCUGGAGAAAAUACAUAGAUCAAUUCAAAUCAAAACCCGCAUCUUACAUUAUUUCAUUUGCGAUCUUACACGAGAUUACAGCGAUUCUGCCUAUACCCCUGGUAUAUUUGUUUCUGGAUCGAACAGGACUGAGUAUUCCAUUGCCAGAGAAAAUAAUACAAGAUGGAAAUCAGUUUAUUAAUAAGGUGGCAAAUUAUUAUGGAUGGCAGGGGUUCGAGAACGGAACACGUAUGGCGAUUAAUGGUGCUACUAGCUAUGCAGUUGUAAAGGUAUUAUUGCCCGUACGAAUUGCGGCUUGUGUAUGGUUAACACCUUGGACUGCUGACAAAAUGGAAUUGGCAUUUAUCUAG